AUGGGCUUCAUUAGGAGAGAGAGAGAAGUGACUUUUUUCCAGUUGGUAGAAAAAGCAGGAGCAGAAGAUGAGCAGAAUAUCAUUGAUUUUAGUGUCACUUUUAGUCGCUUCGACGUCGGCUAGCCAUAUUUGCCUGCAAACUGCGUGUUCUUCUUUCAACGUCGAAUCCGAUAUCGUAAUUGUUGUGGACGCUUCGAAUGCUUACGAUCAGGUUACCUUUGAACAAAUCCGCACAUUCCUUCUGAACUUUGUUUCCUCGCUCACAGUAUCCCCAUUGGACAGUCAAGUUGCUCUGUACGCGUACGGAAGUUCGGCUCAAACGGUCGCCUCGUUGAACGAUGGAUCAUCGUUGGGAUCGAUUCAGGCGAAGAUCAACACGACGCUGAAGUAUCAGGGAUCGGCGGAGAGAAACUUGUUCCAGGCGUUGACCAAGGUGCAAGCUGAGGUCAGCUCGAUGUCCGGUAUGAGAAGUGGCGACUACAAGAAGGUCUUGGUGAUUCUUUCUGGAGAUUCAUGGACCGGAAACACUGUCAUCGGAAGUUCGGUGCUCACACAGCUCAAGCAAAAGUUCAACGUAAUCAUGUCCGUCGGAUUCGGAGCCAAGGCGCUUGCCAACUUGAACUCGCAGCUUCCACAGAUCACCACGGCGACCACAAACACAUUUUUCGCCGCCACUUCGGAUCAGCUCACUUAUGUCUCCGCUUGGAUGGCUGCACUGUGUUGCCCAGGUGUCCAAUUCUCGACCGUCUCGCCGGCUCCAACGACAGUGCCAACUCAAUCUCCAUCCGUUUCGUGUCCGUUGGCAUCGCUCACCUAUGACGUGUACCUGAUUGUUGACGUGUCCAAUAAGGCGUCGGCCGCCGACUUUGCCGCCAUGAAGACCGCCAUUCACAACUUUGUUGCUCCAUUUGCAAUUGGUGACUUGGGAACUUCCUUCGCACUGGUCACUACUGGAAUCGAUUCUCAGCUCUUCUUCACCAACUUCAAGAAUGGACAAUCUAGAGGAGACGUUCUCACCGCCGUCGACGGCCUUCUUCAAGACGACGUCCCCGGACAGACCCUGAAUCUGGCUCUCAGCGCAAUUCAAGGCUAUCUGGCUCAGCCCACGUCUGCAUCCAAAAAGAUUAUGGCCUAUUUCACUAGUACCACGGCCUGGGACGUCAGCCCAAUCUCCACAAUGAACUCGCUGAAAUCCAAAUACUCGCUGAGCCCGGUCGCAGUCCAAUGGGGCGCGUCUGCAUCCACAUCCGACUUGACCAACCUCGUCGGCGGUGCCAAUUGUGUCAAUGUUGUGUCAAACAAGGCGGCGAGCCCACAGUGGCUUCAGAAUAAGAUGUGCUCAAAGGUUUUCUGCUAAUUGUUUUAUUUUUGUAUUAUUUUUUAUUUUGAAAAAAAAGAGAAUAAACUAAUAUCGAUUUUU
Caenorhabditis elegans is the source of this 1420-nucleotide messenger RNA. It is a transcript of the gene C24B9.3, whose product is annotated as VWFA domain-containing protein. The transcript is spliced from 6 exons. NCBI's taxonomy places the organism in Eukaryota, Metazoa, Nematoda, Chromadorea, Rhabditida, Rhabditidae. The record is from RefSeq and is marked reviewed. Bases 68 to 1357 code for a protein of 429 amino acids.